Molecule: messenger RNA, 1969 nt
Organism: Hypanus sabinus (Atlantic stingray)
Lineage: Eukaryota; Metazoa; Chordata; Chondrichthyes; Myliobatiformes; Dasyatidae
Product: short-chain dehydrogenase/reductase 3-like
Exons: 6
Coding region: 437-1351 (304 amino acids)
Cellular component (GO): lipid droplet
Molecular function (GO): oxidoreductase activity, acting on the CH-OH group of donors, NAD or NADP as acceptor
Source: RefSeq, a predicted model, not a curated record
GUGGGCUAAGGUUCGCCUUCGCACAGUAGUACCGAGCGGAUCAGCUCCCUGCCGACACUUAAACUCGUCAAUCAGGAUUAAUGGACUGCUGUAUAAAAACUCACUACGCCUUUGCGAACACACACAAACGCUUCCAGCUCUUAUUUAUGUGUAUUUUUUCUCUCGGGCUAACUGGCUUGGAACGAUUAACCUCUGCGUGAUCCCGGACAACAGCAAAGAAGGAACAAAAAUAAAAUAUGUGUGAGAGAGAAAACAUUAUGGGUUUUAAAGAUAGGAGAAAUUGAUUGAACAGGAGGCGCUUACCCGGUGAAAUUGACACGCCCGGACAUUUUUUAAAAGUAAUUUUUUAUGAAACUUUUUUUUGGUGGGGAGGGAGGUGAAACUUUGUUGUACGACAGAGGAACGGGUGCAGUUCCAUUUUGUGUUGUUGUUUAGGAUGAGAAUGGAGUGGAGGAACGUGGCUUCGUUGUUGCAGUUCCCGGUGCAGAUGGCUUUCCUUUUGCUACGCGCUGCUGUGUCGCUGCUUCUCCCGACUAGACCGAGGGAGCUGAGCCGGGACACGGUGCUCAUCACAGGCGGAGGCAGAGGCAUCGGCCGCCACCUGGCUCUGGAGUUCGCUAAGCAAGGGGCCAGGAAGAUCAUCGUGUGGGGUCGGACGGAGAAGUGUCUCAGGGAGACUUGUGAGGAAAUCUGCAGCUUGGGAGUAGAGUGCCAUUACUUUGUGUGUGAUGUGGGCAACAGGGAGGAGGUCUACCAACAAGCUAAAGCUGUACGGGAGAAGGUGGGUGACGUUACUAUCCUGGUGAAUAACGCUGCAGUUGUCCAUGGGAAGACUCUAAUAGACAGCGAUGAUGAUGCUCUCCUCAAGUCCCAGCAUAUCAACACACUUGGCCAGUUUUGGACAACAAAAGCCUUCCUGCCACGGAUGCUGGAACUGCAACACGGACACAUAGUCUGCAUGAACUCUGUGCUGGCGCUGUCUGCCAUCCCUGGAGCCAUCGACUAUUGCACCUCCAAAUCCUCCUCCUUCGCCUUCAUGGAGAGCCUGACGCUGGGGCUCCUCGACUGUCCGGGUGUCAACGCCACCACCGUCCUCCCUUUCCACACCAGCACCGAGAUGUUUCACGGCAUGAAGACCAGGUUUCCAAAACUCUUCCCGCCCCUGCAACCUGACACAGUGGCUCGCCGGACAGUGGAAGCAGUGCGGACUAACCAGGCUCUCCUCUUGCUGCCCUGGACCAUGCACUUACUUGUCAUCAUGAAGAGUAUACUCCCACAUACGGCCUUGGAAGAGAUUUAUAGGUUUACCGGAAGCUAUGUGUGUAUGGACAGCUUCAAAGGGCGAACAUAAGAGGCCCAAAUGUGCUCGCGGCUCACUCUCCGAUCUCCCGAGCAAGCUGGAAAAUGAACUUUCAGAAUGUCUGUGGCAGGCGACUCUGACAUUUUCCUGUCAAGUUUUGCAGGACUUUAAGCAUUGGAUCGUCAGCGGGACAAUACUGCCCUGAGCUCCCCCUUGGGGAAGUGAACUGUGUAAUCCAACAAGACAUUAACGGAUGGACAAAAAAAAAACUUGGUGGCUUGUUUCGUGUGAGAGCUUAAGUGUCUUCAUUCUAAGUAUAAUUUGGGACAUCCGAAACCCUUCACCAGCAAACCUGCGUGGCUUCUAAAUAUGCUCUUUUGCGUUGAUGGUAUUCUGCAGGCAGCCUGCUUCACAGGAUGUGAAUUUUCACAUUGUGCCAAUGACUUUGCAUGCAGUUCCACUUGAUGUUACUCAGUUUAAUAAGAGGAAUUCCAGUGAAAAUUCAUCUCCUUUUUCCUUUUUAAAAUCAUGCUGUAAAUUUUAAUAUUUAAACUCUUUCUAAUUUGCCACCCGGGCUAAAAAUUCUCCCUCGAGUUUAGUGAAAGAAUAAAAUGUAAAAAAAUGACCUGGCUUUGGAAUAUUAAAAUACUAAUUGACUCUGCACUAGGA